CCAACUUUGUGGACUUCGGUUCACCCCGUCAUCGCAAUCCUACGCUGCCUUCUUCUCCACGCUCCCAUCUCCCUCUUCAGUCUAGAGAGAGAGAGAGAGAAGAGAGAGGAGAAUGUCGAAGUUCUUCCCCACUUCUCACCUCACCUCCAUCCCCUGUCGAACCUUAUCCACUCAUCACACUCUCUGCAAACCUCUCCCCUUCGUUCCCCUCCUCACUCCCUCUCUCCCCUCCCGAUUCUCUCUCUCCUCUCCCCUCUCAAACCCACACCGACCUCUCUCCCUCCACCCCCUCCCCGAUUCCUGCCGCCACCGGAACCUCUCGAUUCGAGCCUUCGAUUUGUCUUCUGAGACGCAAAAGGAUGAAUCGUCGGCCGAGAAGGAAAAAGACCCUGCCGAUUCCGACGAGUCCGGGGGAGAUAACGGAAGCGUGGUUAAACCCAAUGAGGAGUAUCCGAGUGGCGAGUUUGUGUUCGAGGAGUUCGGCGCGUGGAAGAAGUUUGUGGUGAAGCUCCGGAUGCUGAUUGAGUUUCCGUGGCGGCGCGUUCGCAAGGGCAGUGUUUUGACCAUGCAAUUGCGCGGCCAGGUAUCUGAUCAGCUAAAGAGUCGUUUCUCUUCUGGAUUAUCUCUACCUCAAAUUUGUGAAAAUUUCAUCAAAGCAGCAUAUGAUCCUCGUAUUGCUGGUGUCUAUCUCCACAUUGAACCCUUGAAUUGUGGGUGGGGUAAAGUCGAAGAAAUACGGAGGCAUAUAUUGGAUUUUAAGAAAUCAGGAAAAUUCAUUGUGGGUUAUGUUCCUGUCUGUGGAGAGAAGGAGUAUUACCUUGCAUGUGCUUGUGAAGAGCUAUACUUCCCUCCAAGUGCUUAUUUUGCUUUGAAUGGGUUGGCCGUUCAAGCGUCAUUCCUUGGAGGUGUCCUUGAGAAUGUUGGAGUUGAACCACAGGUGGAAAGAAUUGGGAAAUAUAAAAGUGCUGGUGAUCAACUAAUACGCAAGAACAUGUCUGAAGAGAACUGUGAGAUGCUGACUUCAUUGCUUGAUAAUAUUUAUGGUAAUUGGCUGGAUAAAGUUUCUCAUGCCACAGGAAAGGAAAGAGAGAAUAUUGAAAAUUUCAUAAAUGAAGGAGUUUAUCAAGUAGAAAAGCUGAAAGAAGAUGGCUGGAUUACAAAUAUAAUGUAUGACGAUGAGGUUAUGUCAAAGCUAAAAGAGAGACUAGGAAUUCAGGAGGACAAAAAACUUCCAGUAGUUGAUUAUAGGAAAUACUCUAGAGUUAGGAAAUGGACCCUUGGUUUAUCAGGUGGCAAAGACAAAAUUGCCAUAAUCAGAGCCUCAGGAAGCAUUAGUAGGGUACGGGGUUCAUUCAGUGUAUCUAGUUCUGGCAUUGUUGCUGAGCAAUUUAUUGAGAAGAUCCGUAGUAUAAGAGAGUCAAAAUUGUACAAGGCUGCUAUCAUCCGAAUUGAUAGUCCUGGAGGUGAUGCUCUUGCUUCAGAUUUAAUGUGGAGGGAAAUCAAGCUUCUGGCUGCAUCAAAACCUGUCAUUGCAUCAAUGGGGGAUGUGGCGGCUAGUGGAGGAUACUACAUGGCAAUGGGAACGGGGGCUAUAGUUGCAGAGAAUCUUACCUUAACAGGAUCAAUAGGAGUUGUUACAGGGAAAUUUAACUUGGGUAAACUAUACGAAAAGAUCGGCUUUAAUAAGGAAAUCAUAUCAAGGGGAAGAUUUGCUGAACUUACUGCAGCUGAACAGCGCCCAUUUAGACCAGAUGAAGCAAAACUCUUUGCCGAGGCUGCGCAGAAUUCUUAUAAACAAUUUCGAGACAAAGCAGCAUUUUCAAGAUCGAUGACUGUAGACAAGAUGGAGGAGGUUGCACAGGGGAGAGUUUGGACAGGUAACGAUGCAGCUUCACGAGGUCUGGUUGAUGCUAUCGGUGGGCUCUCUCGGGCUGUUGCUAUAGCAAAACAAAAGGCUAGUAUACCCCAGGACAGACAGGUUACUCUUGUCGAGAUGUCAAAACCAUCCCCGUCACUACCAGAAAUCUUAAGUGGCAUCGGCAGUUCUGUGGUUGGAGUGGACAGGACAUUGAAAGGACUGCUAGAAGACCUGACUUCUUCGAAUGGAAUUCAAGCCCGAAUGGAUGGGAUAAUGUUCCAACAACUAGAGGGAGCUUCUUUUGCUAGCCCUUUCUUGAAUCUGAUUAAAGACUACUUGAGCUCCCUCUGAUCACAUACGGGUGGCCAUCAUCCGUCUUGAAAUUCUCUUUUUCUCCUUUAUUAUUUUUACUUAUUUAAAACUUCCAUUUUUGGUUACUUUUUAGCGUAAGAAGUGUAAAUAGAUACAGUUCAGGAGAGAUACAACAUACUUCGUUAAAGGUAGGAAACAAAGAUAGUUCAGAAUUCUGUUGUAUUUGUCACUUUUAUGGCCUUAAAGAUGAGAACCCUAACAAAGAAGUAGAAGUACAUUGGUACAUUCGUAUAUUUCAUACAAGCCUAGACUACUAAGAACAUUUCAAAUACAAUGCUUGGAUUGUUUCGACAA
Molecule: messenger RNA, 2524 nt
Organism: Rhododendron vialii
Lineage: Eukaryota; Viridiplantae; Streptophyta; Magnoliopsida; Ericales; Ericaceae
Product: serine protease SPPA, chloroplastic
Exons: 13
Coding region: 113-2209 (698 amino acids)
Biological process (GO): proteolysis
Molecular function (GO): peptidase activity
Source: RefSeq, a predicted model, not a curated record